Saprolegnia parasitica CBS 223.65 is the source of this 804-nucleotide messenger RNA. RefSeq lists its product as hypothetical. Lineage: Eukaryota; Oomycota; Saprolegniomycetes; Saprolegniales; Saprolegniaceae. Bases 1 to 804 code for a protein of 267 amino acids. The transcript is spliced from 3 exons. The record is from RefSeq and is a predicted model, not a curated record.
AUGCUGGAAGAUCAGCUCAAGGUACUCGAAGCGCUCCAGCGUGUCAUUGCCAAGAAGCCUCGGCUCUCGACGUUUCCGACCAUGGCCGAUGCGCAAUGGAAGCACGGCGUCCUCGACGUCGUCGACCGCGAAGCCAGCCUCGAAGCACUCAUGCAGCACCAGCUCGAGAAGCUCGAGACGGCGUGGAUCCGGCAUGGCUUGUUUGACGCGGUCGAGGCCAACGAAGCCGUGUUGCGCUCGCAUGUCGAGACGAAAGGCCAAGAGGGCAUGACGUUGCAUUUCGUCCAUUGUACGCGCAUUCCUUUGGACUAUGUUGCGAUGGCCAAUUUGACAUGGGAGCACAUGACAACCAAACUGCGCUCGAAACGUAGUGAGGUCCUCGAGGCCUACCAUCCCGACCUCGUUUACGUCAAACAUUUUGGGGACCUUCCCGACCCGACCAUGCCGACACUCGAAGCGCGCGUGGUCUACCGCCGGUGGAUCCAACCCGACCGCGUCAUCAUCGCGUGGUGCACAAUCCUUGACGACAAGUUGCUGCCGCAUUCCCGCGGCAACUUGGUCGAGAACCGUUUCGGAUGGUCGGUCACGCACCGCAAGUCGACCGACGAGAGCAUGCUGGCGGUCUACGGCACGAUGACGACGCCAAGUAUGCACGUGGACGACGCGUCGGCGCAGCCCGCCGUGGGCACGCUCACCGAGCUCCUCUUGCAAAUGUCCAAGGAAAAUGGCGAAAAAUUCGGAUCCCGAAUCCGCGAUGCCAUCCUUGCAUACAAGGCGACACAAAACGCACUGACAGAAGAAUAA